CUCCUUUUCCCGACAAUCCCUCCCCCCUGUAACCUACCCACUGAGCUGUCUUUCGAGCUGAGAUCAAGCUCUACCGCGCCAUCCUCGAAUUUUCUUCGAUUCUCUUAUUCUUGUAUAUUCGAUCUGCGGGGCCAUGGUAUGGCCUAGGCAGUAGCUUCAAUAAGGCUCGUCCGAGCCGAUUAUUCGUCUUCGUAUUCCCCCCUUCAACCCACCCAACCCAAGCAAGCCUUUCGCGAUAUCACGCCGCCAUCCUCGGGUCGCCACGGACGUCCACCCUCUCCGCCUUGCGACAAUCUCGAGCUCGCCCAACAUGACGCGCCGUAUAGUGCGCACUAUGAUCCAGCUCACCGCGGUGACGCUGCUGACCUUCCUCGUCGUCUUCUUCCUCGACCGCAACUUCCGCGUCCUCCCCAAGUCGAUGCAUCACUACAUGCCUCAGCACCACCACGGUUUGAUUAUCACCGAUAUCACGGUAACAAAAUGCUCCGCCAUCAACGUCUUCUCCUCAUGCAAACUCGACACGGACAAGUGGCACCGCAUUGAGAAGGACCUGUACCUGGGCAAGUCAUGGACUACGAGCGCAUACGUCCACAUCGCGCGAAAGAAGGAGGAGGAGCUGGUCGCCGAGGACAAGGUGGUGAUGGACGUCUCCGUCGGACGCCUCGACCCGGCGACGGCCAAGAAGGGUGAGGAGGACGAGCGGUGGGAGAGCCGACCCUACGGCCUGUGGGUGAAGCGAUCCUCCAACCAGAAGGAUAGUGACUCGAAAAAGGCCGUCACCGGCAUUGAUGUGCUCUUUGGCGACGACGCCGUCGAGGCCCGCGACGGAUGGGAGAUCACCGGCACCCCGUUGCUCCUGCCGCUCAACGAAGAAGUCCCCGUAACCCACAUUACUGUCCGACGAGGGAGCCAGAAGGAACCUCACAAGCCGCAGCCGCGCAUCCCCGAGAACGGCCGCUUCAAGAUUGUCCAGCUGGCCGAUCUCCAUCUCAGCACCGGCGUCGGAAAGUGUCGCGACGCCGUCCCCGAGACGUACAACGGCGGCGUCUGCGUGGCGGACCCUAGGACGCUGGAUUUCGUCAGCAAGAUUCUCAUCGAGGAAAGGCCGAAUCUGGUCGUGCUAAGCGGAGACCAAGUCAACGGCGAAACCGCACCCGAUGCGCAGUCGGCCAUCUUCAAAAUCGCCCAGAUUCUCAUCAGAAUGAAGAUCCCCUAUGUUUCAAUCUUCGGUAACCAUGACGAUGAGGGAUCGCUUCCGCGUGCCGCCCAGAUGCAGAUCCUCGAGUCCCUGCCGUAUUCCCUGGCCAAGGCUGGACCCGAAGAGAUUGACGGUGUCGGUAACUACUACGUCGAGGUCCUUGCUAGAGGCAAGUCGGACCACUCGGCACUCACGCUUUACAUGUUGGACUCUCACGCAUAUUCGCCUGAUGAGCGCAAGUACCACGGCUAUGACUGGAUCAAGCAGAACCAGAUCGACUGGUUCAAGAAGACGUCCACCAGCCUCAAGAAGACGCACAAGGAGUACAGCAAAGUUCACAUGGAUCUCGCCUUCAUCCACAUCCCACUGCCCGAGUACAGAGACGCAGACCUCGCCAUCAAGGGCUCGUGGAAGGAAGGCGUCACUGCGCCCAACUUCAACUCGGGCUUUCGUGAUGCCCUGGUCGAGCAGGGUGUCGUCAUGGUCAGCUGUGGCCACGAUCACGUAAACGACUACUGUUCCCUUUCUUUGGACGGCGAACAGAAGCCGGCCCUCUGGAUGUGCUACGCUGGCGGCGUGGGAUUCGGCGGGUAUGCAGGCUACGGCGGAUACCACCGCCGGAUACGCGUCUUUGAGGUCGACACCAACGAGGCUCGCAUCACCACCUGGAAGCGGGUGGAAUGGGGCGACACCUCAAAGAGGAUUGACGAGCAGAUGAUUGUCGAUGCCGGCAGCCCUAUCGGCAUCAGAGAAAAGAAGGCAUAACAGGACUCUUGGAAAAUCUCUACUCGCACUUUGUCGAAACUGGGUUCACUGUUCGAGGAAAACUCACUCAAACGCGGAAAUGAUCUUUUUUUUUUUUGUAUGGAGUUUCGGGUGGGUUGACAGGUGUUUUUGGGGUUUAGUUGGUUCAUCAACAAGUCUCUCAGCGUGAGGACUUGCGGUAUUCAUAGCAUGUUUUUCUUGGCUCGGUGAAGUCACUGGCAGCAGAUUGGCAUGGCAGCGGAAUGAUGGCCGGGUAGGGGUUGAUGUCUUGCUGGGUGAUGUGUACAUGUGCAUCUUUGGUAGAACGAUGUAAACGGCCUCUUGACGUGUCCAUCCAUACCUUGCCGUGGCGCCAAACAUACAAUAUCCAACUAUUUCGCCGAGACCUGGGCAGCUACUACAGACGGCUU
Molecule: messenger RNA, 2373 nt
Organism: Colletotrichum destructivum
Lineage: Eukaryota; Fungi; Ascomycota; Sordariomycetes; Glomerellales; Glomerellaceae
Product: Putative calcineurin-like phosphoesterase domain, ApaH type, metallo-dependent phosphatase
Exons: 4
Coding region: 311-1963 (550 amino acids)
Cellular component (GO): cytoplasm
Molecular function (GO): phosphoprotein phosphatase activity
Source: RefSeq, a predicted model, not a curated record